CACAGUGUGCGUAAUGCUAGCAAGUAUUUCUGUGUGGACGUCCGUUUUUUCUGUGCUUGCAAACCUCGCCAACAUGUAUGAAUUUAGCUGCGGUUAGCUUGCUAGCUGGGUUGAUGUCUAGCAUUAUUGCAGCUACCUGUAGCUAGAAGACUUGAGAACUAGAUAGCGCAACGUUAGUAGCUGGAGUUGGUAGCUUGUCAGUGGAAUUUGGACUCAUCGAUUAAAUCUUUUUUCUAUUACAGUCUUCGUGCUCACACAUAUGUAACUCUCAGUUAGUUGUUUAAAAGUAAUAGUAUUGCAAUACCUGUGUAAGACAGCAAAUAUUUUUUUAUAUUAUCUGUAUAGUUUUGUGAAAUUAUAAAUGCCAAUUUUAAGUUGGUGUUUAUUUCAAGAUCACAGUUGUUUUUAUUGGAUGUUUUGUGGUCAGGUCUGCAUUGGUCUGUUAAGUUUCUAACAAUGAUUAUUUAUACGUUAAGUUACUAUUCUCUGGGCAAUGGUGUUUUUAACAAGCUUGGCCUGUAAAAUAGGAGGAGAGUGGGCCAGAUACCAGCGGGAAGGGUUUUAUUUCCCCAAAUAUAUUUUUUUGGGGACCUGAUGUCGUCGUGGGGAGAGACAGACAGAGCGAGACAGAGCACUCUGUGAAUGAGUGGAGCUGGAGAAAGAGAGACUCCCAUCGUCCUCACAACUAUUUUAACAGAUCACAGAACUUGACAAGCAGCCUGUCACCAUGUCGACCUCAUCGCUACGGCGACAAGUGAAGAACAUUGUUCACAAUUACUCUGAGGCAGAGAUCAAGGUAAGGGAGGCAACUUCCAACGACCCAUGGGGCCCGUCUAGCUCUCUGAUGUCCGAAAUCGCAGAUCUAACCUACAAUGUUGUGGCCUUCUCAGAGAUCAUGAGCAUGGUCUGGAAACGGCUCAAUGACCAUGGGAAGAACUGGAGGCACGUCUACAAGGCCAUGACCCUGAUGGAGUACUUGAUAAAGACUGGCUCUGAGCGCGUGGCCCAGCAGUGCAGGGAGAAUAUUUAUGCAGUCCAGACACUCAAGGACUUCCAGUACAUCGACCGGGACGGCAAAGACCAGGGAGUGAAUGUCAGGGAGAAGGCCAAACAGCUGGUCACUUUGCUGAAGGAUGAGGAGAGGCUACGAGAGGAGAGGAUUCACGCGCUGAAGACCAAAGAGAAGAUGGCGCAGACGACCAGUGCGUCCUCGGCUCCGACCGCCCCAGGCCUGGCGGGCGCUGGCCUGGGCUCCCACACUCAGGGCUCGGGCAGCGGGGGGGACCCGGAGCAGGCCUGGCCGCAGAGCUCCGGGGAGGAGGACCUGCAGCUGCAGCUGGCCUUAGCCAUGAGUAAAGAGGAGGCCGAGCAGGAGGAGCGUCUGCGCAGGGGUGAUGACCUGAGACUGCAGAUGGCCAUUGAGGAGAGCAAGAGGGAGAAGGCCAAACCUGAGGAGGUGUGUACCUCUCUCUCUCUUUUCUCCUCUCGCUCUCUCAGUGUUACCUGCUCUGUCUGUGUCCGUCGCCCUCUUCCCAUUGAGACGCCGUUGCGUCUCCUCCUUUCUCUGACCUGGCGCGGGGUUGGGUGCUGCGCGCGCCGUCCGGUGCUCACUCUCUCUCUCUCACCCUCCCAGAGCUCCCUGAUGGAGUUAAGUGCGGUUGACCCGUGGGGGGCCCCGGCUGCCCCUCCCGCAGUUGCCUCAGCCGGCCCCUCCCCCCCGCCAACAAGUAUCGCCGCCGCCGCCUCGGCCUCCGGGCCCUGGGGGCCCUCGGACCCCUGGGGCGCGACCUCCCCCACCUCGCCGGUUAGUUCUGACCCCUGGGGUGGCGGGGGGCCGGCUGUAGCGCCCCCUUCCGACCCGUGGGGGGAUACGGCCCGGGUCAACUCGGAUCCCUGGGGCUCCACUGGUGAGCAAGAUGGGGACCGGCGUCCAUUUCCUGCUCCUUUCCCUGCGGUGGGAACACAUGCGGUGACUCCGCCCAGCUCAGACCCCUGGGGGGCCUCUGUAGGCCCUACCGCUGCUCCUGGGCCCAGUGACCCCUGGGCUGGGGACGGUGUGCCUCCCGCGGUCGAUGCUUUGACCUCUGACCCCUGGGGAGGCCUCACUAAACACACAACAAACGGAACAGGAGAUCCAGACCUCAGAAGUUCCACAGCAGCACUCGGUGACAGCGGGGGCAGCACGGGGUCCCCUGUGCCCUUUGACCUCUCCGCCCUGGGCUCCUCCCUCCCCGUCAGGAAAACGCCGGAGUCGUUCCUGGGUCCGAACGCGGCGCUGGUGGACUUGGACUCCCUGGUCUCCUCCAAACCCAAGCCCAAGCAGCCACCCCCUCCCUCCAUCUCCACCGCCUCCACACACAACCCCUUCCUGCAGACACAGGGUGCCUCUACGGUCCCGGGCAUGGCUGUUACUCCGGGCAGCUCAAUCUCUAGUCGGGGAGUGUCCCCGACCCCUCCCCCAACCUCAAACCCUUUUGGAUCGACUCCCAUGGCCUCAAUAUCACCUCAGACCUCCUCACUCGGCCUCAGUCAGCUCCGUACCAGCCCUGUGCCACCCAACCCCAUGUUGGGGACCCCUCACGGCCAGAUGCCACCCCCGACUCUGGGAAUGGUCCAACCUGGCAUGGGGAUGCCUGGAAUGGGAAUUCAGAUGACACCCCCGCAAAUGGGUCUUGGGAUGGUACAGUCCAGCCCCAUGGGCAUUCCCUAUGGAGGAAUCUCACCCAUGGCCCCGGCAGGAGCUACCAUUCUCAUGGGCGCAGGAGGGCCAGGGCAGCCCCAGCUGAUUUUGGGUGCGGGAACUGGAGGCGGCGUGUUGGGAGCCAGCGGAGGGGUCGGAGGAGGGGCAGCCACAGGAGGAAGCACUAAUCCUUUUCUUCUUUGAGAAAAUCCACUCUUCUCACCCCAUUAACAAACAAUUUAUGUGUCAGAAAAGAAAAUGUGUGUACAACUAUAUUUAAAAAAAUGAAAAACAAAAUCAAUUUUCUUUGGGAAACGCAUAAAUUUUUUUUCCUUUUUUUUUUUUUUUUUUUAAAGUGGGAUAUAGCGGGAGCGAUAGCAAAGUUUAUUUAUUUGUUUUUUUGCCUUUUUUAAUAAAUGUGUUUUGUGCAUUUCCAGUCUUUUCUGAAAGAAACAAAGACCGAAGGAAAGAUGGCAUUUACUCAGUGAUGUCACUCGUAUAUUAUUACUGCACUGGACAGGGAGAGAAUGCGGGAGUUUAGCUUAGCCACUAACAAACUCAUUUCAUUAAAACCCUAACUCCUCUCCCUUCAGAUGAAGGACAUGACAGACAUGUGAAGGGCGGUUUGUGAAGAACCCGCACAGACUGGAACUGUCAGGCUGAAAAUACCACCAACACUUCUGGCAUGAUCGAGUCCAAUCAUUCAAUCGCUGUUUUCUUUUUAAUUUAAUUUAAUGUAAUUUAUUUUUUAUUGUCAUUUUUGACUCCUGGGAACAAACAAGUGAAAAUAUCCUACUUAAUCCUGUAAUGAAACGGUCUGCUGAAUUGCCUUUAUUUCUUUGAAGAUUUAAAAACAAGAAAUCAUUCUAACAAAUGAAUUGAAGGGAAAAAUGGAAAUUGGUUUUGUAUGGUUGUGUGCGUGUGUGAAUAUGUGAAUGCGUGAGAGUUUAUCUAUUUCCUAAGUCCAUUUCCAUUCUUCCUUACUCUUACUGCUUUGACAGUGAGUUGGAAGAAAAGAUAAAACGUAUUAUUUCUGUUUUUUUGUUUUUGGUUGACAUAUUUCAAUUUGUUUAUUUUGGGAUUGAAAUUAGGUAUUAAAAGGGUCUUCAUUUCAGCCAGUUCUUUCAUUUAAAAAAAGAAAAAUCAAAAGCAUUAGUUUCUCACUUUUGUAUAUCUUCUACGUGUUUCUCUGUGUCUUGUCUAGGUCUCAUUGUUCUGUGUGAGGAGCGAGGGAAAACUAUGGACACACAAAACUGAUGCUUUAAAAUAAAAACAUUUCAAAUGAAUUUCAAAAAACUUCAAUUUGAGAACUGGAACACAUGAUUCAUGCUGUUAUUUUUAAUUAUAGUUUUGAUGAAUUAUUGUUAUUUUAUAUUAAGAAUGAAGCUAUUUCUCUUAUCGGGUAAGGUCAGAUUUGUGUGGUGUUAACUGUGAACAUACACAUUUGAAAAAUAAAUGGGUAAAAAAUGAAAAGAAAUUUACGAAAUAAAAAAGAAAAUCCACAAAGGG
Molecule: messenger RNA, 4189 nt
Organism: Conger conger (European conger)
Lineage: Eukaryota; Metazoa; Chordata; Actinopteri; Anguilliformes; Congridae
Gene: epn1a
Product: epsin 1a
Exons: 11
Coding region: 728-2884 (718 amino acids)
Biological process (GO): endocytosis
Cellular component (GO): plasma membrane; endosome; clathrin vesicle coat
Molecular function (GO): clathrin binding; phospholipid binding
Source: RefSeq, a predicted model, not a curated record